UCUAACCCUCACUGCAUGUAUUUCACUGCAGGCUGAACAAAGCUCGGGCUCAAUUGUGCUUCCUGCUUGUCAGCCUCUUGCCUCUCAAACGCGUACCAUUUCCACUUGAUGUCAUCGCGCAGAAGGGGGCGAAAGGAACUCGGUGACAGAUUCAGGGCUGAGGCUGACACGUUUUGUGAUAUGGUCCCGCCCAAAAACGGAAUGAGCAAAGGCACAGUCAUAGUUUUGAUCACUGGCCAGGGCCUGGAAGACGUGGAAGUGGAGUGUGGGAUUCUUGGCUCCUUUCGUGCCCCCGUAUGAUGAGAACAUGGUCGUGAACCAUGAGCCGUGCUCAUGGGAACACAGGAACAAAAUGAACACACCUGAAUACGCUAGAUGCUUGUGAGCACCCCAAACGACUCAACGAAGGUGCUGGAGUGGUGGACUCUGAGAACGAGCUUCUUCCCUUUGGCCUUGACUUUCCUGCUCCCAGUCCAGGAUGGAGACGCUUUCCCAAGAUUCUUUGAUGGAAUGUCAGAUCUGCUUCAAUUAUUACAGCCCCCGGCGAAGGCCCAAGUUGCUAGACUGCAAACACACCUGCUGCUCAGUGUGCCUUCAGCAGAUGAGGACAAGCCAGAAGGACGUGAGGUGCCCUUGGUGCCGGGGCAUCACCAAGCUGCCCCCGGGCUUCUCCGUGUCACAGCUCCCUGACGACCCUGAGGUCCUUGCCGUCAUUGCCAUCCCGCACGCCUCCGAGCACACCCCGGUCUUCAUCAAACUUCCCAGCAAUGGGUGCUACAUGCUGCCGCUGCCCAUCUCCAAGGAGCGAGCUCUGCUGCCAGGAGACAUGGGCUGCCGCUUUCUGCCCGGGAGCCAGCAGAAGUCUGUCACCGUGGUGACCAUCCCUGCUGAGCAGCAGCCUCUGCAAGGCGGGGCUCCCCAGGAGGCGGUGGAGGAGGAGCAAGACAGGCGGGGCGUGGUGAAAAGCUCCACCUGGUCCGGGGUGUGCACUGUGAUCUUGGUGGCCUGCGUCCUGGUCUUCCUUCUCGGCAUCGUGCUCCACAACAUGUCUUGCAUUUCUAAGCGCUUCACUGUGAUAUCCUGUGGCUGAAGUCGGCGGCGGGGAAGUCUCUUGUGGGUGCCAACCAGGGGUUGAGCAGGUGCUGGUGAUGGGAUCGAGGUGAGGAGAUGGGGGCCACGCUGAUCAUUUGGUGCCGAGCGCUGGCCUCUGGGCUGCCCCUUAAUUAACCCAAGACAAACAUGAAGGGCAGAAUGCGAGGUCUCAACAAGAUACCAGGCAGCUUGCUCUGAGUAUUGACGGCGGCAGCUUCGAAGACGAUUGCAUGCAUCCUCGUAGUCAUUUGCUAAAUGGACUGUAAUUUAUGAUUUCUCAAAAUCAUGUUACAAGAUAGACACAUUCUACUUAGACGUUAAACUGUGCCAGUGCAUACAACAUGAUCUUCUCUAAAUGUGGUAGAUUAAAACAAAGAUGCUGUGUAUACAAGUAGAAUUAAACCUGAGAAUCCACGUAAAAAUUCAGCGACAACGUGCAGUGCUGGUUUCUUUCCCUUUUAAAAAUGAAACCCAGUCUUCGUUUAGUUGCUAAGGCUUUUUAUACUUUUUGAAUGGCACCCAAAUUAAAAUAAGUCAAGUGGACAGUCGUUUUCAAAGAAAAUAUUCGAACGUUUCCAAUGUGUUGUGUUUCGUCAUGUACCUUCAUUUUUCUUCCCUUGUGAUUAGAGCUCUAUACGUGUUUAUGAAAUUGAAAGCCCAACGGGGGAGCAAUAAACUGAGUAAUAAUGAGAAAUGCCUAAUCCCACAGGAAAACUGUAUGCCAAUUUUUCUCAAGCCAUCUCACAAAAUAAGAAUUUUAAAUGUAAAUAUUAUGUAUUCGUGUGUGUGUGCGUGUGUGUGUGAUUUGAUUUACCUCAGGUUUUGAAUCUUUUCAGAAGACUCUUGAUGGUAGGACUUUGUGGACAUGGAUGAGUCCGGGGUCUGAAACGGUGGCCAUCCUUGAGCACCAGGACCCACUGAGUGAGAUGUCACGUACUCAUCACUUCCAACACCUGCUCCUCUUCUGUGUAUUCAAGUCCUGUGUUCUGUGAGGCACAAAUGGAGCAUAACAGAUUCUGUCUUUUCUCCUAGUUUGGGGUAUUGUAAUAGCCAUGAGUGUUGGUAACUGAUGACAAACCCGGACUGGCAUUUUAAUAAUUAGUCCAUGAUUAUUUUUUCGAAAGAUAUUGUUCCAUGAGAGUUAAACCAUUCAGAAAUCUAGUUUCUUCUUGUUGUAUAAGUGAGAAUAUCUCUUGUAUUUUGAAAUAUGUUUUUAUUGAGAAAAGUGGCAAGGUAAACCAAUGACUCACAUUCCUGAUUGAAGUAGACCAGUUGAUCCUAAAUUCUCAAAUGUUCUUAAAUGUGUAAUUAUCUCUAGAUGCUCAUGAAGAAAGAUCUACUAGUAUUAAAUGGUAAAUUCCUAUGCCUGGAUGUGUGUGCAUUCAGAAGAAGCUGCGAGCUUUAUAGUUCUUUCCAGCUUCUCUUAGGGAAUUCAUGAAGCAAGUGGUAUGUGACAAGGACUUCACUCGUAAAUAUGUCUAUUUGUGUUCCAUUGAAUCUAUGAAAGUAGAGGAGAGAAAGACAAGCAGUGACUGGUUCCGAAAAGCAAGGCUAGACAUCAACGUGUAAGAUGAAGACAAUUUAAUUUGCUUAUACACUAACUAUUACCUUCAAGCAGUAAAAAUAUGCACAUUAAAGUGAUGGAAAUCAUGUGAGAUAAAAUGACAGUAUAAUAACUAGAAUCCAAAGUUAACACUGUUCAUUGCUGUGAGGAUUCAAUGUAAAAAUAUGAACUCGGGUUUUUCAAAUCUUUCAAAUUUUUCGUAAGACCUUUAGGAAAUGUAUUUGAAAGCUCAGACUAGAAAUUAGGUUAAAAUGCCAUUUUAUUGUGUAAGCUAUUGGGCAUUAUACAACAAAUCUAGGAUUUAUUUGGUAUUAAUAAUUUAGGUAUCAUAUUAGUUGAAUGCUAUCCUCUAUUACGUAACGUAAUAUACUGUUGGUUUAGUGUCGAUUUCUCAAACUCAACCAGGCCCCUGUAAUGCAUGUUUGACCUAAUUUCUAUUUCUCUUGGGGAAAAAACAAAAAAAACAACCCACAGAAAUGUUGCAUUAAGAAGACAACAUUUCAAAUGGACUUUGCCCUUGCAAUUUUAAGCCAGGCCACGUUUAAAUUAAUUUUGUAAAUGAUAUCUACAUAUGUUUAUGUACAGUAUGAAAUGACUGGCUGUGUAGUAUAGUAUCUGAUAGGAUUCUGUGUUAAGUAGGUUAUAUACAGACACUAAUGUGUGUGACAACACAGCGCUCUGUUUUUUUUGUGCAAAACCAUUGAGUUAAAAUGUCUAUGUAACUUUUACUUAACAUAAUCCCAUGCUAGAGCUGCAAUUAAGCAGUGCAGAAUUAAUCAGCUCUGUGAUAGAGUCUUGACUUUACGAUGUAAGGUAACAAUAACAACCAAAAUCAGAAUUGUGUGUGAGUUUUACUGACAUGAGAAACACUGUUUAAAUGAAUUCUGCCUGCAGUUCCUUAUGCACCUGUUAAGGUAUGCAUUCGUGUGUGUGUGUGUGUGCGUGUGUGUGUGUAUAUGUGUGUGUGAUGUCUCAGCCUGCCUGAUAGACUUUUUAUAGACUUAAUGAUAUGAUAAUAUUUGGUAUCCCAUUGCUCUGGCCUCUUCUGGCAUUAGCCAAUGACACUAAUAACUCAUCUACCCCAUGUGACAAAAGGCCAGUGACACAAUCGGCCAGAAUUCACAAUUGCACAUCAAUGAAAAAGGAAAAAAAAAACCUCCAUAACCGAAAGCACAGAGAGUUACCACUGAAAGCAACUUCUGAUGGCUUCCGUUGUAGGUGAGUCUGCUGAGGCCCACAGAGGUGCAGGGCAGCUUGUGAUUCUGCAGCAAAAGGGAGACAAGAAUUUUGCACUGCAGUUUCUUCUCGCCCUUUCCUAGGCCUGUUGAUAUCUUUGUCGGGCUGUGUGUGACCUUUUUCAGGGUGGAUGAAUGUCCUUUACUAACUCAACUCUUGCUUUCAAGUUGUUGUUUUUUAGUUUAGUAGAUUUACGUAUUCACUUUAGUUAGCAUCUACCUCUCUGGGAAAUGAAAGGAGGGUCGAUUUAAAGAUGAGUACAGACUUUUAAAGAAAACCAUGUGAUUUGAUUUUUUUAAAAUUGCAAACCAUUGGUUUCCCCGCUCCUCCCCGUAUGUAAAGGACAAUGAGUGUUGUGUAAAUAGUAAACUAUAAGAAGCAUGAAUUUUCAUCUUUAUUAAUGAUCUUGACCUAAGCAAGAGAAUGCUUAAUAUGUUAAAUAGAGCCAAGUAUGCUGUCAAAAAGCAUUGUUUUUGGAAAAUUUUUGUAUAAUGACUCGGGGCAUAAGUUGUGAUGAAAAGGCAUAUCUGUUCUCAGUUCUAGUCAUAUUUUAUGAUCAGAAAGCUAUAAGGUAUUUUCUUUAAGAAUAUAAUUUAAGGUUAAUCUUGUGCAUGACCGAAGAGCGGGUCCCUUGAAGGGUACACCGUGUCCUGGUGCUGCCCUUGGGAUCUUGUAGAACUUUCUGUGAUGAUGGGAAUGUUCUAUAACCUGUGUGGUCCAAUACAGUAGCCACUAGCCACACUGGCUGUGGGGCAACUGAAGUGCUGGGUUAGUUCGACUGGGGAACUGGAUUUUGUAUUUUAUUAUUUAGUUUUAAGUUAUUUAAAAUAAGCACAGUUUUGUGGAUGGUUGUGCAAUGGGAGAUAGCUUCUAAGUGUUUGGAGUAACAGUAAGGCUAAGAAGACAGUUUAUGGCUUAGUAACAUGCAGUUGGCUAAAAAAAAAAAAAUUUCUGGGCUUAAAAAGUAUAUGAUCUCAAGUAUGACAGUAAAAAGUCAUUGAUUGCCCUUUGGAGUUAUUACUUAGAUGCUUUGGAUCAAGGGACGAUCAGCAAAGCUUAAAGAGUGCUUUGUGAAGCCCCUUUUCUGGGAUCAUUAGCUGCAUGUGAAUCUGUUAUCCAAAAAUUGUAGUUAGACAGUAGCUGUAAAACGUUUGACUUGCAAGCUCUGCAUGACUUGUACUGUGAAAAUGUGUUUAGGGUCUUGUGGCCAAAAAGUAAAUGUUACAGAAAAAAAAAAAGCCUAAUGAAAUCCCUCUUCACAUCCAACAUCUCACCCAGACUUCAUUGCUGCAUUAGUAAGGUGUGAAGUAUAAGAGCAAGCUUGUUUUGCACUGUUCAUAGAGAGUUUUUGUUUGCCCUUGAAGUCUGCCAGUUUGUCAUUGUAUUUAGUAUGUGCAUAUGGGUAUCAUUUUUCAUUUGCCGGACUAAAACAUAGGUACUAUUUUUAGAGUGAGAUCUGACAUAGUUUUAGUCUUGUUUGUUUUUUUGUUUUUUUUUCAUUUUCAUUAUCACAGAAAGAAUUGAAGAUUUACAGCCUGGCACAAAGGCACCUUUUUUUUUUUUUUUUUCCAACAUUAAAAAACAUUGCUCGUGGAACUUAAAGACUUGAGGGUUAUUAAAGUUACUAAAAUUGCUUUUUAAGUGAGUAAAGGGAAGCAGAAAAUUCAGUUUUGAUAUAUUCAUAGAAAGUUCAGACUCUUCCUGAUAAUAUAGUAUUUAUUCCAGUCUAGGUAUUCAUUUAAAUAGUUCCCAUGGCUUUAUUUGAAAACCCACACUAUAUGGUUGGUUAGUCUGCUUUUCAUUGUUUCCAAAUAUAACAUAUGCCAAAUGCAUUUGCUUCAAUUUAGCAGAAUAGAGUUGAUUUUUUUUCCCCUUAGAGCUCAUGGAUGGCCAUUGGCUAUUCUUUUUAGCUUGUCUUUAAAAAUUAUUAAAUUAUUAAAAACCUUUUUUUUUUUUUUGCUGAAAUGGUAGUUUUUCUUUAGACUUAAGAGGUAGUUAGAAGUCCAAAGGGUAUUGGUAUGAGAUGAGUGAUAUACAAAAAGGUUUGAAUUUCUAUCUUCUCUGAGCAAAAUGAUGCUGCUAACUAGUCAGCAUUUUAUUUUCCACAAGACAUGUCAUUAGUCAGUUGAUUUGUCAUCCUUGACCUAGAAGAACGAAGCUGUUCCUUACCAUUUCUGUCAUUCUCGGUAAACUAUCACUCACAGAAUAAUCUUUACCAAAACAAACUCUAAAGUAGAAUGAGAUAGUCAUCAUAAUUCAGUAACCGUUUUCAAAACAGUAGUCUCUUUUUCAAAGGUGAUGAUGAUUAGUUGGUGAUGAAUUUUGUUAAACAUGAAACACUUCUUAAAAAUAAAUGAAAAUUCAAGCCAUUGAUUUUUCUGACACAAUUCACUAUAUGUAGAUAUAUAUCUAUGUCUAUACAUAUACAUAUGUACACAGUUUAGCAGUAAUAGGAGUUAAAAAUCAAGUAAAAAUCUUGUUAGACAUGUUUUCCAAUACGCGGGUUAUAUAAUGUUGAAUUUAGAUGUUAAUAUCUUAAAUUCUGUAGGCUACAUACAUUAUGUCAAAUCAACCACCUUUGGGAAUUUCUGUGUAACUAAACUUUUGUGACUUUUCAAACACACGAAGAGGUGGGUUCUAUAUCCAUUUUAUUGGAAAGCCAUUGAUGAUUGAAGGACGUAAGCAGGUGUGGGACAUUUACUUUCUGUCUUCGAAAUAGCUAUUAUUUGGCUCUGCUUAAGUCGUCACACUGUUAUUCCUGAACUCUUACUAUAUGGCUCUGAUUUUUCUGCACAAGUUUCCCUGCCCAGUCAGGCCAAUAAUAAUAAUAAUUAUUAUUUUUUUCAGGAUUCACUGCCUGGGGUCUCCCACUGUGUAUAUCUCACUUAUGAUGUCGUGGUGCUUGAAAACACUCAUCUCGUUAAGCUAGACUUUAUUAUUCUAGUCUAAAGUUUUUGAUACUGUUCAUAUUAUUAUCUUUUUAGGGACAAUCAGUCAUAUUUGUGGCAUUGUACUGAACGGGGAGUCUCUUGAAGUCUGUUUUUCUGGGAAUGUUCUCUUGUAGCUGUUCCUGUUCUAGAACACUGCUCUAAAUUCAUCACCGCAGGGCAUAGGGCUAGUAGCCCAUGAGAAGGUCUUCUGUGGCCUCCCUGGGUUGUGAGUUAUUGGGCUAGUUUAACAAGAGUUUUCCAAAGGUAAGCUCAGUUUUUAAUUUGUCAUUUGCUUUUUGAGAAUCCAGAAGUAGAAGGUUGGAUAUGAUGGUGGUGAAGGAGCUUGAGCUGUCAGAGGAAAGAAAUAGAUGAGGAAAUGACCCUUAACGGCGAACUAGUUGACAUCUAUGUCAUCUGUAUUCGAAUAGCGGGAGGGUGGAGUAGCUGGUAUCUUAUAUCGUGCUUCGGAAAAUCCCUGCUCCAGUUUUCCUGGCCGAGGGAGAACCCAGUUAUUAAGUGGAUCCUGUGUUGGUCUGUAGCAACAGGUGGGCGGGUCCUCCCAGUGAGUGAGAAAACGCUUGCAUAAAAGGGAAAGAAAUCUGGAAUGGGACUGUAGCUCCAAAACCAGUUAUAUUGAAGCUGGAGGACAGUCAUGGCAGAAACCAGAUGAAGGAAGAAACAGAGGGCAACUGGGAAUAACUUGACCAAGCACAAUUUGUCAUUCCAGUAUGGCCUACCAAGUUUAAUUCAAGAUAUUUAAGUUGACAUAUAGGGAAUGUGCUCAGCAGAUGAGAUGGUCCCAUGAGGCUGCACUGGGUUGUCAGCACACUAGGCAAUUUCAGAGCCUGCCCUAGAGUUGGUUGCUGAGUCAUUACAAAGUAACGAUGCCCUCUGAACCGUGGAUGCAUGCCUGUGCCGUGGAUGUAUCUUGACUUCAGUCAGGUUCAUACUAUUGGAGAGACUUGUUCAAGAAUAUUUUGGUUUCUAUCUUGGUUGUUGUCAUUUAUUACAUUUUUUUCUCCCACCACUUGUUCCUGUUUGCCUCACUUGACAGUUGCAGGUGGGGAUGCUGGUUUCAGCUUGGGGUGGUUACAAACUCCCAACAUAAGCCACGCAGCUGCUACACAGGGUUCCUGCCAUUCUUAUGGCUCCAUUGGUGGGUUCCCUGGCCCUUUUGAUAACUAAUACUCCAGUCAAAUGGCUAGAUUAAUGCUGCUCAGAGGCUGUUAACUCAAGUCCUUGACAUGUUUCAUUUAUAAUUAUGUGGAUUAUUUAUUUUAGGAGCUUUUCUUUUAAAAGGCCAAAUCGGCCUACAGAUAAGUGAGCUGCUGGGCUAUGUAGAAAAUGUUGUCCAAAUGUUGCCAAAUAUUAACUUCAUAAGGGGGAUAUCAAGCUGCUGUUUAUAAAUCUGAAUGUCUUAAAAGCAUUCUUGCUUGCUCUCUCUGUUGUAGAUGGUGUCAUAGCAGGUCCUGAGUUUUUCCAAUGAACCCAAUUUUAAUACAUGGUAUUUUUGUAUGCCAAACUGAUGUCUUGUCCUUUGUAUAUGUGGUAAUGUUGAUUUUAUGACUACUGUUAAAACACAUUUGCUAUGAUUAAAAUUCAUAAAACUAUUUCAAA
Pteropus alecto (black flying fox) is the source of this 8439-nucleotide messenger RNA. RefSeq names its product ring finger protein 152 (gene RNF152). Gene Ontology annotation, molecular function: ubiquitin protein ligase activity. The record is from RefSeq and is a predicted model, not a curated record. Bases 479 to 1090 code for a protein of 203 amino acids. NCBI's taxonomy places the organism in Eukaryota, Metazoa, Chordata, Mammalia, Chiroptera, Pteropodidae. Gene Ontology annotation, biological process: positive regulation of autophagy; protein polyubiquitination; cellular response to amino acid starvation. The transcript is spliced from 3 exons. Gene Ontology annotation, cellular component: lysosome; lysosomal membrane.